AUGUCUAAUGACUUAGGAGUUUAGAAAAAAAAACAUAAAUACAUUGAUUCUGAAGAGGAAGAGCAAUAGCAAUAAUAGCCUGUGUAAUAACCAUAAGAAUAAUCUCCAAUUGCAUAAACAAUCACAGUUGAUAAUCAGAAAUGGAAAUACUUAUUUGAACCUGAUUCUUCUGAGUAAUAGGAAGAAAAGAAAGUUAAAAAAAUUCCGAAUCCAUAAAUCACCAAAUAAAAAUAGCCUGAACAAAGAGUUAAGUAAAUUAAAUCAAAUCCUGACACAGAUGAUUUGAGAUAUGAAAUUUUGACUAGAUGGUGGUAUUGCUUUGAUUAAUGGCCACCUUCCGAUUUUGAUUAUGAAGAAGCCUUGAACAAAUAUAAAUUAAGGAAGGUUGAUUUGUCAGUUUUUAAAAGGGAAUCUGAGAUGAAUGGUCAAGGCUUUAGAAAGGUUUAUGAAGUUAAUGGAUAUAAAGGUGUAUUUAGGACUUCUGCUGGUGAUACUCUAGAUCUUAGACCAAAGGAGGGUUGUCCAUCCUUUGAAUAAAUCUCAAAGAUUAAUUCAAAAAACUUGCCCAAAAUAUUAAUAAAAGGCUUGAAAGCUUAAUUGGAAGACUUAAUUAAGUAUGAGCCUAACAAUAAAUAAUUAAAAAAAAAUUUAGAACACUAAUUAGCAUAAAUUUAAAAUUAAUAUCGAAAAUAGAUGGAGUGA
Paramecium tetraurelia is the source of this 702-nucleotide messenger RNA. RefSeq lists its product as uncharacterized. NCBI's taxonomy places the organism in Eukaryota, Ciliophora, Oligohymenophorea, Peniculida, Parameciidae. The record is from RefSeq and is a predicted model, not a curated record. The transcript is spliced from 3 exons.